This is a messenger RNA of Xenopus tropicalis (tropical clawed frog), 2638 nucleotides long. RefSeq names its product poly(A) polymerase gamma (gene papolg). Gene Ontology annotation, molecular function: RNA binding; poly(A) RNA polymerase activity; nucleotidyltransferase activity. Gene Ontology annotation, biological process: RNA 3'-end processing. NCBI's taxonomy places the organism in Eukaryota, Metazoa, Chordata, Amphibia, Anura, Pipidae. Gene Ontology annotation, cellular component: nucleus. The record is from RefSeq and is marked provisional.
GGCCGCCAUGUUGGACGCUUUGUAGUAUUAUAAAUAAGGAGCCGCAGUCAGGUCUGCGGUGUAUUGAAUGGUCGUGUCGCAGUUUGGUUUGUGUUUAUUUUCUUUGGUGAUUUGCUGCUGUAUGUCGCACGCUACGGCUGCUAUUUCCUGACUGCGUCCGUGGGAUAAGCUGAACUUUUACCAUGAGAGAGACACUAGGGAGUUCUGUGCUGGCUGGCCAGCCCCCAAAACAUUAUGGCAUUACCUCUCCAAUAAGUUUAGCUGGUCCCAAAGACACUGAUCAUAUCUACACCCAAAAAUUAACUGAAGCAAUGAGGCCUUUUGGGGUCUUUGAAGAUGAUGCAGAGCUUAGUCACCGAAUGGUUGUCUUGGGAAAAUUAAACAAUUUGGUUAAAGAAUGGAUUGGUGAACUUGGAGAACAAAAGAGCCUUCCACCAUCCAUCAUAUCUGCUGUUGGUGGUAAGAUCUUCACUUUUGGCUCCUAUCGGCUUGGAGUUCACACUAAAGGGGCUGAUAUUGAUUCACUUUGUGUUGCUCCCCGUCAUGUUGAACGCUCAGAUUUCUUUCAGUCUUUCUCGGAGAAGCUAAAGCAGCAGGAUGGUAUCAAAAACUUACGGGCUGUGGAGGAUGCAUUUGUGCCAGUAAUCAAAUUUGAGUUCAUGAAUACUGAGAUUGAUUUGGUAUUUGCUAGAUUGCCCUUGCAGUGUAUUCCAGAUAACUUGGAUUUACGUGAUGAUUCCCGAUUGCGAAACUUGGACAUUAGGUGCAUAAGAAGUUUAAAUGGUUGCAGAGUUACAGAUGAAAUUCUACAUUUAGUACCCAAUAAAGAAAAUUUCCGGUUAACCCUGAGAGCCAUCAAAUUAUGGGCAAAGCGUCGUGGAAUUUACUCCAAUAUGCUGGGGUUUCUUGGUGGUGUUUCCUGGGCAAUGUUGGUUGCAAGGACUUGUCAGUUGUAUCCAAAUGCUAUAGCUUCUACACUUGUGCACAAGUUUUUCCUUGUCUUUUCUAAGUGGGAGUGGCCUAAUCCAGUGUUGCUAAAGCAACCAGAAGAUAGCAACCUGAAUUUACCAGUGUGGGAUCCAAGAGUAAAUCCAGCUGACCGUUGCCAUUUAAUGCCUAUCAUUACUCCAGCAUACCCCCAACAAAAUUCUACAUACAAUGUUUCAAUCUCGACACGUUCAGUAAUGGUAGAAGAAUUUAAGCAGGGUCUUUCAGUUACAGAUGAAAUUCUUCUUGGACGAUGUGACUGGUCCAAACUGUUUGAACCACCAAACUUCUUUCAUAAGUAUAAGCAUUAUAUUGUCCUUACUGCCAGUGCAUCCACUGAAGAGCACCAUCUAGAAUGGGUUGGCUUGGUCGAAUCAAAAAUUCGUGUUCUUGUUGGGAACUUGGAGAGAAAUAGCUUUAUCACUCUUGCCCAUGUAAAUCCUCAGUCCUUUCCAGGAAAUCGGGAUCAUUGCAAAGACAAUGAAUAUGUAUCUAUGUGGUUUCUUGGCAUUAUUUUCAAGAAGGUAGAGAAUGCUGAAAGUGUAAAUAUUGAUUUGACACAUGAUAUACAGUCAUUUACUGACACGGUGUACAGACAAGCAAACAACAUAAACAUGUUGAAGAAAGGGAUGAGAAUUGAAGCAACCCAUGUUAAGCGAAAACAGCUCCAUCACUACCUUCACGCAGAAGUGUUGCAGAAAAGAAAAAAGCAAAGUGUUCCAGAUAUCAACAGAUCAGCAUCUGCACUUUUGUCUAAGAGAACCUCCUUGGAUGGCAAUUGUUUAGAUAGUUCUAGAGACACAGACACUGGAACACCUUGUGACUCUCCUACAUCGUGUCACAAAAGCUCUAGAUCUGAUAGCCCUAGUCUUCCAGAUGCACAAAGGCAAUCUCUGCUGGAGAAAACUUCCACUGGCUGCAGCCAGAAGAUGGCAGAUGUUCAUGUACAUGCAGAGCCUGCUCAAGGACUUUCUAUACCAGUCAUUGGCUCAAAGCCUGAGUCGGCUAUAGUAGUGAAAGGUCUGCUUCCACCAUCCGGGUGCACCAUUCCCACAGUAGUAGGAUUAAAUGUGAUUCCACGUCUUCCAUCACCACCUAACUUUUCCCAGGGAAAUACUACCCAAAAUGGACUGAUAAAUCUAAGCCCAAAAAGUGCUGCUGCUAAAAGGGCCCAUCCCCCUUGCCUGGAGGAUUCUCCCAAAAGAAUAAGGGAUACUGAAAUGCUUCUAGGAUUGCCAGAGCCUACUUUUAUUGAGCCUUCUGUCCCUCACGAGGAAGAAAGACAACAGUCUGGGGAAAACAUCAUUCCAGCUGGAGCCAUGCCCAUUCCCACCAUUGACCGUUCUAGAUCACAGAGGCUCCCCAGUAAAGAACUACCAGAUUCAUCCUCUCCUGUACCAACAAAUAACAUCCGUGUCAUAAAAAAUUCAAUCCGACUAACGCUAAAUCGAUAACCUACGGUACUGCUUCAGGUGUAUUGGAAUAAUGUAUGUACAGACAAAUCUUUCUACUCUUCAAACUUGGUGCUGUAGGUUGAGGGUUUUUAACCCUUAAUGUGUAAAACUGCCAUAUGUACACAAGAUUUUAGAGCAUUUUAGAGUUUUCCAUUUUUUUUUCUAUCAUAUAUUCUAUAUUUAAAAAAAAAAAAAAA